Messenger RNA from Cucurbita maxima (winter squash), 1058 nucleotides. RefSeq names its product epimerase family protein SDR39U1 homolog, chloroplastic-like. The record is from RefSeq and is a predicted model, not a curated record. Bases 33 to 1058 code for a protein of 341 amino acids. The transcript has 8 exons. Lineage: Eukaryota; Viridiplantae; Streptophyta; Magnoliopsida; Cucurbitales; Cucurbitaceae.
AGACCACCUUUCCUCCUUGGGGGUUGUAUCCAAUGGCUAACUCUCUUGAUUUUGGUUUCGGCUAUCCUCUUUCAGAUAGGGAACCAUUUGACGUGUCUUCUCUUCUUUCUUCAUUGGGAAACGUCCAUCUUCAUUCGGGUAGUAGGAAUAUUAUUUUUUGGUCCCCUAAUCCCUCCAAGGGGCUCCCUUGCUGUUCAUUUUUCCUCAUUUUGAGUAGCCCUCGCGCUUCUAGGAACUCGAGGAAGGUUCACCUUCUCAAGAAGAUCGAAUUCUUUACCUGGCAAGCCUUACAUGGGAGAGUGAACACAAUGGGUUGCAUUCAAAAACACUCUUCCUUCUUGUUGGGGCCGCAGUGGUGCUUUCAUAGUAGCAAGGCGUCUGAAAAUCUGGAUCACAUCAUGCGGAAAUCCCAGUUCGCACUUCCAUCAUGGGACUGUUUUUUGGAGACUUUUGGUGUUCACUUAGCUCGUUAUAGAGAUCGUUCUCUCAUGUUGGGGGAGAAAAAUCAGUUCACUGUAUCAAUAACUGGAGCUACAGGCUUUAUCGGUCGAAGACUUGUGCAAAGGCUACAUACAGAUAACCAUAACAUUCGAGUUUUGACACGCUCUAAAUCUAAAGCCGAGUUGAUUUUUCCGGCUAGGGAGUUUCCAGGAAUUGUGAUCGCAGAGGAGCCAGGGUGGAAAGACUGCAUCCAAGGUUCAGAUGGCGUUGUUAACUUGGCUGGGUUGCCUAUAAGUACCAGGUGGUCUCCUGAGAUCAAGAAAGAGAUCAAGCAAAGCAGGAUCAGAGUCACCUCAAAGGUUGUGAGCUUAAUUAAUGAUGCCCCCGACGUAGCUCGCCCGACAGUUUUGGUUAGCGCAACAGCUAUUGGUUACUAUGGCACUAGUGAAACAGCAAUAUUUGACGAACGAAGUCCAUCCGGAAAUGACUACUUGGCCGAGGUUUGUAGGGAAUGGGAAGCAACAGCCCUGGGAGCAAACAAGAACGUCAGAGUGGCUCUUAUUCGUAUAGGUGUUGUUCUUGGUAAAGAAGGUGGUGCUUUAGGUAUGGGAGUUUAA